UUUCAGUCGAUUCGUAUGUUUAGGUACUAGGGCGGGAAUUAUUUUCUUCACAAUAAUAAAUUUGCUUUUUCUACGGGACUUGUCGGGAUCAAUACUGUAGCGCGACAGAAGCCGAAAGUGAACGGUGUUUGUGUCAGAAGGGGGAAGUUUUCCCUUGAAGUGUGGUUGAAUAAUAUUGUUGUUCGGUUAGAAUAUUGAAAACUUCUAAGAAUUAGUGAAAUUUUGUGUAAUUCUGUCUUCAAGAUUCGGCUCUAUUUUCAGUUUCCAUUUACUCCGAAAUUUAAAAAAUAUGAAACUUUUGUUUCGUUCGUGAAAAAUUAAAUCGAAUCUCUAUUGAAAAGUAUGUUUUACGAUAUUGUUUAAUACACGGUGAUUUAAUUUAUAGUGACAUAAUGAAGUUAUUGCCAGUGGUUUAUAAUGGAUUCACCUCAAUGGAUCGGAGGUUUUCCAGUGCCAUGCUUCCAUGGAUUGUUUCGGAAAUAAGACGACGGGAUUAUAACGAGAAGUUAAGUGUAGGAGUGGAAGACGGCAUCCUCCAAGCCUACAACAUGGACUUUGAACUACAAUUCUCACACAGAAUCAAUCAAAUUACACGAUUUUCGCAAGCUGAUAUUGAUGCCUGCACGUUCCUUUACCUAUUACGGGACGACAACGACAAUUUGCUCUACUGUUAUUUGUUCCAGGCACAAAAAGUGAAAGACGUUACGGAACUCUACAAACAAAUGAAAGAACAAAGUCAAGUGGCUCCCACAAGGUCCUUAAGUAGCGCCGCGACGCUGACCUCUCUCUGUGUGGACAUAUCGCCAAGUUCCAGUAACUUUUUUGAGGUUUUGUAUAUAGGAAAAAUCAAAGUAUGGCAAAAGAAAGUUCCUGAUACUUUUAUAGACGAUGCCCUGGAAAAAUUUAGGAUCCAUGAACUGGAAAAAAACAAGUUACGCCGAUUAGAGAGUAUAGGAAGGUUGAAGAGUGAAGAUAAUAUAUUUAGACGAGGAUCGACGGAAUCUCUAGCUAGUGAAUCUAGCACAGAAAGCACGAGUGCACCAAUACCGCCAAUACAAAGAUCAAUCUCUUACCAUUCAAAUAUCCUUCAGAGACAAGUAAAUGUAGUCAACAAACAUGAAAAUGAAUUGGAUGAUAGAAAACUUACCAGUGUUGGUUCAAUCGCUGAUGAAAAUGGAAAUAAAGAAGAAGAAAAGGAAAAAGAAGAAAAUCUUUCUUCAAGUUCAGUUAACAACAACGAAACGAGUCAAAGAGAACCUUCACCGCAAGGCAAAGAACUGAAAUCCUCAGUGGACAUGGACGAUCAUAAUAGGACAAUGGUUCUACAAGUCGAUAGGACCGAUUUAAGAUUAAUUAGUCCUGAUAGGAAGGUGAUAUUGCUUCAUAAGCAUCAUAGAGAUGUCACCAGCUGCGUUCAAGGUUUUACAAGAUCAGAACAUUUCGGUUUUGUAUGCAGAGAAAACGCUAAUGGAAUGCAAACAUUCAUGGGAUAUAUUUUUAAAUGCGAAUCCGGCUCAAUUUCGAGUGAUGCAGUAGCAGCAAUUACCCAAGCGUUUUUGUCAUCGGAACCAAAAACACGACCCAUGAUAACGUCAUGCGAACACUGUCCAAUGGUGUGGUUCCAUAAGAUUUGUACAGAAAUCGAGCAUAUGUCUGAUAAGAAAACGCAGGCUACCAUUUUGAGAAGAUUAGAACAAUUAGACUCGGAAGAACAAAUGACAAUUCUAACAAAAUUCAGAGGCGCAGAGACGGACUCAGUAAGAGAACAAAACGAGUUUUUAAUGAUGCUGCUACGGGCGCAUUGCGAAAUGAAACAGGGUCGGCAUAUGCACGACACUGCCGAAAACAGGUCGGAAUUUUUAAAUCAAUAUUUGGGCGUCGGAGGCACAAAUAACGUUUUUAGUAAGGCCAAAAAAUCGUUCGACCAAUUUUUAAGAAGACGCACAUCCACCAACGAUUUAGGUAUUAGUGGCGUGAAACAAAUGAGCUUGCCAAUCGCAAAUAAUUUAAAUAAGGAAUCUUCACCAUCAUUAGCAACAACAAAUGAAUCAAAUUCCGAUAAAGAUUCUGAUGGUUUCCGAUCUAGAUCCUCGACACUAGAUUCUCAAUACGAAGGCAAAGACAAUUAUUUGGCUGUGAAAAAUCCCCGACCAAGUUCCAUUUCUCCAGACAGAAGCGUUGGAUCUGACAAGGGCUUGAAAUCACCUAUGAUGGACAUUUUUAUGAAAGUUGGUAACAGUCCCAAAUCAACAGCGUCAGAAGACGAUUCACAAAAACUAGAUGCAAGCUCAUGGAGGCAAGCCAUCUUUAAAACAGUCGUAACUGCUAAAAAAGACGAAGUUCCAGAUGGACCUAGAAGGAAAAAGACAACGGAAGAAUAUAGAGAUUUAUGGAAGAAGGCUAUCAAACAAGCUGUUUUGUUGGUGAGGAUGGAAAAAGAAAAUGAACGGUUGAAAGUUCGGCAAGAAGAAUCAGCAGUAAAAAGAAUCAAAUUAGAGUAUGACGAAAUGAAGCCCAAUCAAAGGGAAGUUAUGGAAGUUUGGGAAAUGAUUUCUAAUAAAGAUUCUCAUAUGAAGUGCAACAAACCUAUGCUGUUACAGGCUAUUCGACAAGGUGUUCCAAGAGGUAAACGUGGCGACGUUUGGCAAUUCCUUGCCGAGCAACAUUGUCUUAAAGCAGCCCCGCCUGAUAUCCAUAAAUAUCCGCACUACAACGUUCCUUACGAGCAACUAUUGAGGCAAUUGACGUCACACCAACAUGCCAUUUUAAUUGAUUUGGGCCGCACUUUUCCUAAUCACUCUUACUUUAGUAGUCCGUUAGGUCCAGGACAAUUGGCCCUAUUCAAUUUAUUGAAAGCUUACUCUUUGUUGGAUCCUGAAGUUGGAUAUUGUCAAGGGUUGAGUUUUGUAGCUGGAGUUUUGCUUCUUCAUAUGGAAGAAUCCAAAGCAUUCACCUUGCUACGUCACUUAAUGUUCCGAAGGGGCAUGCGCAAUCAGUACUUGCCGGAUAUGGUCGGUCUCCAGAUAAACCUUUAUCAACUUUCCAGAUUAUUGCACGAUCAUGUGCCAGAAUUGUACAACCAUUUGGAUUUUUAUGAAGUGGCGCCCACAUUGUACGCUGCGCCCUGGAUGUUGACCGUGUUCGCUUCGCAAUUUCCUUUAGGAUUUGUCACAAGAGUUUUUGAUUUGGUAUUUCUGGAAGGUCCGGACGUAAUAUUCAGGGUAGCUUUGGCCCUUUUGAAUUAUCACAAAGACAAAAUUUUGUUGUGCGAUAGUUUUGAGGAAAUUAUGAAUUAUUUGAAAGGACAAUUGACUUCUGUGGACAAACCUACAUUAGAUAAAGUCAUGAAACAGAUCUACACAACAGACAUCACCAAAAGCCUCCACGAAUACAAAGUCGAAUACCAGGUGCUUCAAGAGGAAAUGGCCUCUAUGCAACCUCAAGUUGAGGCUCUACAUAAACUAGAGGCUCAAAAUAAGGUUUUGACAGAACAAAAUAAGGCUUUAAUGGGACAGUUAGAGCUACAUUUAGGUAAUGUUCAAAGGCUGGAAAGGACUAGAGUUUUGCAGCAGUCCCAGUUGAAUAGAUUGGAACAGCAGAGCAGGGGACUGGACGUUACCAUUGCAACUUUGGGGAUUUUCAUUAAUAAUUUGAUUGAAGAAAAGGUCGAUAUCGAAGUUCCAGACGACGUAAGAAGAGUCGUGUCGCAAAUAAUUCUAUCGGAACGAAAAAAGACCGAAACAAAAGGACAAAACAAUUUACUGAAAAUGUUACAAGAAAAAGAAAACAAUCGUAUGCAGGUGCCCGAUAGAAUUAUGGUCAAAUCGUUGAGCACCGGGAAAAUUAGCGUUCCUCAAGCGUUAGAAGCGAUGUCCCGAACAACCAGCUUGAAUACAAAUGCAGAAAAUAUUUUAACGCCGGAAUUGAAGAGACAAAUGCAGAAAUCACCUACAGGAUCCACAGAGAAAAAGUCACAGUUUUUUAGUAGUUCUCAUAGUAAUAUUUUGGAACAACAAAGAAUGCACAAUAGUCAAACUAGUAUUGCGAAUAACAGCAGGAUAGACAUCCAGAUUCAAGAAUUUGAAAAUAAUAGAAAAAAUUCUGGUACGACGCCUAUCGAUCUCCCAAAUUUAGAGAAAAAUGUGUCUCCAACACACUCAAUCGAUAGUGGUGUAGGUACUCCACAAAGCCCCAGAAUACCAGAAAUCCACCCUCUAAGCAAUUGCGACGUCAAUUUUACUUUUAGCGGCACAAAAGAAUUGCAAAAUUUAAAAAGCUUGAAACACUAUCAACGGAAUUCUAGCCCUGACAUGUUAGGAAAUAAAUCGUAAUUCUAAGCAGCCUUUAAAGAGAAGUGGGUUGGGUUUUGAAGGGAAAAGUCAGUUAAAGCUAUACAAAAAAAAGGGGCAAUUUUAAAAAUUUAAUUUGAUAUUAAUUUUAGCUUGUACGCACUUACUUCUAUCAUUUUCACAUAUGUAUGUAGAUCCUUGUAACUUUAUUUUGUGUGAUAUUAGUUUAUAGUUUUGUUAAAAUUGCGUUGGGAUUCAGACAAGUUUUAGUGCUUUUUUGGCAAAUUGGAUAAAAAUAUUAGUGUAAACAAUGCCUUUUUUGGUGAAAUGUCUAUGGCUUGUAACUAUAAUAAUAUUAUAAUGAGUUAAAACACUUUGACAUUAUGACAAAACAAAUAAUGAAGAUAAAAUUAAGGAUACUAGCUUCAUUGACAUAAAAGUGAAUGUAAUACAUAGUUUUAGGAAUACAGAAGACCCCAUAACGUUAAAAAGUAUUAAGACAGAUUAAUUUUUGCACGAAUAGCUUAAAAAGUGAAUUUUAUCUUUGUUAAAUGUACUUCCAAUUUACUUAGAUAUACUUUUAACGUUUAUAGUUUGUUAAGCUAGAUAAAGUGGUAGUUAGGCAUUAUUUUGUAUUGUUACUCAUAUUAUUGUGAUUUUUGUGAAAUACUUAUUAAUAAAUAAUAAAGAAAACUUUUAA
Ceutorhynchus assimilis (cabbage seed weevil) is the source of this 4989-nucleotide messenger RNA. Lineage: Eukaryota; Metazoa; Arthropoda; Insecta; Coleoptera; Curculionidae. The record is from the annotation of a GenBank genome assembly.